Molecule: messenger RNA, 679 nt
Organism: Canariomyces notabilis
Lineage: Eukaryota; Fungi; Ascomycota; Sordariomycetes; Sordariales; Chaetomiaceae
Exons: 1
Coding region: 37-261 (74 amino acids)
Source: RefSeq, a predicted model, not a curated record
CACUAACACUCAUAAUCCUACGGUAUCUUAUUCACCAUGUGCUACCAGUACGGCUACAUCUGCGACUCGCCGCUCUGCGACACGGUCUACAUGACCUGGAUAGUUGAGUGCAACUCGAUCAGGAAUUCCAACCCAAAACGCGCGGCAGGAAGUUGCCAAAGUGGCCUCAAGAGGGAAUACUGGAGGACGUACAUGUGUGUGUAUGACUCGCACUGCUCAUACCACCAGCGUCAACUCCGUCGCUCCCCGUCGUCGUAUUAGUGAUGGAUUUGGAAAAUGUUAUCCAUGCGGGGGGGGCGAGUUUAUUUUGGGGCGCUUCCUAGACGGCUCGAGGCAGCAAAGGAGAGUCUGGUGGCUUUGUUGAGCCUGAGGAAUGGAGGGCUACCGGGCGUGUCUGGGAAGAACCUCGGUGCAGGAUGGUAAUCAAGUACUAGGAUUUGGCAGGCUGUAAGUGCGUUGAUUUUAGUCUUGAGUACCUUAAGAAUACGGGACGUAAGGUGCCUUAGGUAGGACAAGAUGCCUAGUAGUAGCUAAACAUGAAUGCUCCGAGUCCUGGCAUUCUCCCACCUGAAUUGUAACAGUAAUCUUCUCGGUAAGCUCGCCGGAUAUUUUUUUUCCGCUGCGCCUCCUUACUUGCGAUCAACCUCGUAAGUUCUCGAAUCCGGUGCUCAUUUUCUGU